Messenger RNA from Strongylocentrotus purpuratus (purple sea urchin), 4006 nucleotides. Its product is annotated as centrosome-associated protein CEP250-like. The transcript has 11 exons. The record is from RefSeq and is a predicted model, not a curated record. Gene Ontology annotation, cellular component: BRCA1-BARD1 complex. Lineage: Eukaryota; Metazoa; Echinodermata; Echinoidea; Camarodonta; Strongylocentrotidae. The coding region runs from base 242 to 4006 and encodes 1254 amino acids. Gene Ontology annotation, biological process: protein ubiquitination.
ACGGGUUGAACGUUACCAACAAUGGAUUGAUUUAAUAAAGAAUGUUACAGGUCGCGACCCUCUCUGCUGCGUCUUUACUAGCAAUGGAAGUGCAACCCAUGAGAGGGCAAAACAGGAACUAAAGCAUCACAGCGCCACUGACAUCUACGAGGUACCUUACCAUAAUGACCAUUUCUCAGAUGGGGAACAGUUGCAGUGGCUUGAUCUCCUACAUGGAUGCCUCUGUAAAGCUGACGAAGUGAUGCUAUUCAGCAAUCCAUCAUUUCUUAAGAGUCGUGAACAAGAGAGUAAACAAGAAAGAGAAGCACGGAAGAGGCACGAAGAAGAAAUCAGAGAGCGAGAAGAAGAAAAGAGGUUCCUUCAAACAAGAAUUGCGAACUUAACGCAGUUACUCAACGAGUCCCGUGCAAGUUGCCAAAGCAAAGUAAGCGAAAAUGCAAGCCUAACAUAUUAUAUGAGGGUUGAACAAGAAAGCCGUGAACAAAGUGAUAGGGCUAUGAUGGAAAAUGAGAAAAGAGCAAAGCAGGUUAUGGAGAAGUACAGGCAGAGGGAGAUACAAUUCGAUGAAAAACUAAAAUCGAAGGAUCUGCGUAUCAAAACAAUGGCAGAAAACUUCCAAAGAACAGAAAGCACGACAACCCUUAAAAUUCAACGACUAGAGACCAACAAUGAAGAUAUGACAAAGAAAUUAAAGUCCAAGCAACAACACGUAGACACUUUGACAGAAAUCGUAGGGGAGAAAGAGCGAAACGAGACGACUCUAAGGCAGCACGUUGAAGAAUUAAAGAAAGGAAGAGAGGAAGACAGAGCGGGAAUUGAGAUGGAAAAACUGUCAGUAGAAUUAAGCUGGAAGAAGGAGCUUGACUAUAAGGAACAGAUUAUAGGGCAACUUGAGCGUGAGACCUGGAAGCUGAGAACCAAACUUCAACUAGAAAGUGAGAUACGAUCAGCAAAGCAGAAGAAGAAAGCAGAGACACGUCAAUGGAAUUUCAUUCGCUGGAUGACUCCUGGAAAACAAGCUCUGGGGGGAAUAACGUCCUCUGGAGAUAAUUCCAUUGGAGAAUUAGAUCAAUCAGAAAAGAGCAAUGCAUCACAACCAGAGGAGGAACCAACCAAUGAUGAGUUUGCAGAUAUCUUGAAGCAGAUAGCUCACGAUCUUUCCGAUGAGACCCAGAUCGACAGCUUGGGUAGUCAGUUAGGAAUCCUACAGGGUGACAUAGCUAGAGCUCUCAAGACCAACAUGACAUACGAACAGGUUACCAGUAGAGGAACCCAUCUCAUGUUGAAGCAUUGGAGAGAAGGUGUGUCCAAGGAAGACGAGCGGAUCGAAAUGAGGAGAGCGCUUGAGGCUGCCAAGUUGUUAGGACUUGCUCAACAUUAUUUCCCACAAGGAACAGGAAAAGGACCAGAACUCCCUCAGAAAAUGGAAGGUUCUCACCAGUUACUCGGGAUAGACAACACUCCAUCAGCACAAGGGUACUCAGGUGGACAAAGAAAUACACGGGAGACUACUGCAGCCACUGACCAACUUCGUCUGCACGACCGGUCCUCCAAGAAUCCUGGGGAGGCGGGUGAAUGCAUGGACCAACUUUCUGAACAACUAUCAAACCAGAGCACUGUUGGUGUACAUGGUACAUCCGAAGACAAGCCCUAUGGGGGGUUGACAGGACUAGAACACCCUCAGAAAAUAGGAGAAGCACCAGGGUCCUCAGGAGGACAGAACAAGACCAAUAAGCCUACAACAACAACUCACCAAGCUCUUGACGACACGUCACCCAAGAACCAAAGGGAUGAAGGGAUUGAAGGUAUGAACCAACAUUCUGAAGAAUCAUCAGUCAACAAUAUCGCUGAUGAUGUACAAGAAACAUCCGUAGAUGUGUCUUCUAACGAGCUGUUCGGCGAGGGAACUGACACAUCGGAUGAAAGGGGUGUAGAAUGUUGCGUCCCUCUCUGUGCCAUGCGCUCUACCGGGAGACGUGGAGCCAUCGAAAAAGCGAAAACUGAUUUGAAUCAUCUCGGGAUCACUGAUAUUUACGAAGUAGAUCUGGAUGAUCACAUUCUCUCAGAUGAGGAUCAGUUGCAGUGGCUUGCCCUAAUACAUGGAUGCCUUCAAGAAGGUGACAGAGCGUUAGCAAUUAAUGAACUGGAGAACGUAUGCACGAAUCCGUGUGAGUUGCUCUAUGACGAAACCAAGAAAGAGGCAGAAGAACUAAACCAGACGAUGUUUAAAGAAGUCCAAAACGUAAAACAGGAAAAGAGGUCACUACAGUACGAAAUUAAGGGCAUUGAACAGAAAUAUGAAGAAUCCUUAGCAAGUCAUGAAAGCCUUGUCAACGACAAUGCAAUACUUAUGAGCGAGAUGGUACGCGAAAAAGAAAAGCGAAAGCAAGUUGAAAUGAAUUUGAGUAGAAGUGAGAAAGUUGCAAAGCGCGAUAUGUCGAUAUACAAACAACUAGAGCUAGAGCUGAAGGAGAAACUUAAAUCAAAAGAGCUGCGCAUCAGAACAUUGGAAGACAAAUUACAGAAUACAGAGGAGACGGCAAGACGUGACGUCGAGCGACUACAUACCGAAACGGACGACGAAAGAGCGAGAUCAGAGAAAGAGAGGCACUCCUUGGCAGCAGAAAUGACGAAGAAACUCGAGUCUAAGCAACAACACGUAGACAAUUUGACAGAAAUCGUAGAGGAGAGAGAGCGAAAUGAGACGACACGAAGACAGCAAGUUGAAGAGCUCAGAAAAGAAAGAGAGAGAGACAGAGUGCAAUGUGAGAAGGACAAACGGUCAGGAGAAUUAAGCUGGAAGAAGGAGCUGGAUUAUAAUAAACAGCUUGAGCGUGAGAACUGGAAGCUGAGAACUAAAAUUCAACUAGAAAGUGAGAUACGAUCAGCAGAGCGGAAGAAGAAAGCAGAGACACGUCAAUGGAGUUUCAUUCGCUGGGUGACUCCUGGAAAACAAAUUCAGGACGGAAUAACUUCCUCUGAAGAUUAUUCAAGGGGAGAAGUCUGUUCAUCAGAAGGGAGCAAUGCAUCAAAAGCUGAGGCGAAACUAUCCAAUGAUGAGUUUGCAUCCAUCUUGAAGCAGAUAGCCGAUGAUCUUUACGAUGAGGCCAAAAUCGAUAGCUUCGGUAGUCAGUUAGGAAUUAUACAGGGUGACAUAGCGAGAGCUCUCAAAACAAACAUGAGAUACGAACAGGUCACCAGUCGAGGAACCCAUCUCAUGCUGAAGCAAUGGAGAAAAGGUGUGUCCCGAGAAGAUGAACGGAUUGAACUAAGGAGGGCGCUUGUGGCUGCAAAGUUGUUAGACCUUGCUGACCAUUAUUUUCCACAAGGAAGAGAAGCCGGACCAGAACACUCUCAUAGAAUAGAGGGUUCUCAAGAGCUAUUCGGGAUAGGUAGUAUAUCUGCAACGCUAGGGUCGUCAGAAAGACAAACCAAGACACGAGAGACUACUGCAGAUACUGAUCAACCUCGUGCACAGGACCAGUCAGGCAAGAACCACGGGGAUGAGGCGAGUGAAUGCAUAGAACAACUUUCUGAAGAGGUAUCAAACCACACCACUGAUGGUGUACAUGGCUCAUCCGAUGCUAUGCUCUAUGGAGGAGUAACUGGACUUAAACACCCUCACGGAGUAGUUGAAGUACAAGGGUCCUCUGGAGGACAAACAAAGACACAGAAGACUAGAUCAACCAGUGAUCAACCUCCUGAAGAGGACAAGUCCUUCAAGAACCACAGGGAGGAAGUGAGCGAAGGCAUGGACCAGCAUUCUAAAGGAUCACCAACCAACAGUUUUGAAGAUGAUUUACAAGAAACGUGCGUAGAUGUAUCUUCUACCAAGGCGUCUGACGAUGGAUCUGACACAUUGGAUGAAAGGGAUGUAGAAUAUGUCACCAUUAACUACAGCGACCUGCUUUCUAAUCUUGCCGUGACCGAGACAUCUUCGGAUAAUCUAUUGAUUCUUUUCUUCCUGAAAUUAAUCAUUGAUGUUCCUCAAAAAGCAUGUGGUUGA